AUGUCCUCCCACUACCGAAUCAAUAAUGUCGAAAAUUAUUUCGCUUGGAGACAUGAGGUUAUGACUCAAUUUUCGAUGGUUACAAAUUUUGACAAGUUACCCAGAUUAACAGAUGACAAUACUUUAGAAUUUAUGACUGAAUUCUUCCCCAUUUUUGAGGGUUUUGAUGGGAUUGAAAAAUAUUUUACAUCCAAUAGUGAUGAAUUAGAUUUUGAAACUCUUAAAAUCAGAGGUAUUAGGGUCCCACCUGGAGAAAACAAAGCUGAAUUUAUGAGGAUAGCUUGUGAAUUAUUAGACGAAUUAUUUUCUCAACGGUUAAUCAACGAAAAUAUAAUUCCACUGAUGAUGCUUCAGAGAUUUUACCCACAUAAGGAGAUUUUAACUACGGGUGAUGCAUUCAAAUACAUACAAUCUUUAUUUUCAAAACUCAAUUCAACAAAGAUAUUAAAAAAAUUGGAAGAGUUAACAAAACCUUUUUAUGAGAACAAAUCGGCAGAUUCUCACAUGGAAACUUUGAGUCUACUUCAAGGAUUUGGAUAUCACAUUUAUAAUAAAUUAGAUCAAUUUUUAUACAAAUAUCCCAUGUUAAUUAUAUAUUUUAUUGGAUAUAGAGAAUGGGGAAACCUCAAGAGAAUAGUAGCUCAAAUUAUUUUGGAAUUAUUUAAGGAGUUUAUUGAACACUGUGAAAAGGGCUUGGAAUACAAACUUCCAUCUGUGGGCGAAUUUGAAUACAGAUUGCAUACUCAUCCCAAUUUUCCAUCUGACACAUCAACAAUUGUCAAAAAUUCAGUCUUGGCAAUUCAAAAGAAAGAAGAAAAAGAAGCUAAGAGGCUUAAAGAAGAAUAUGAAUUAUCUAGAAAUAGAAAGUUUCGUAACAGAAGCGGUGGAAGUGGUACAACUAGAGGUAAUUUUAGACAAACUAGAAAUGACAGAUUUAAUUUUGAGCAAAGACAUGAUGGAAAUUUUAGAUCGGGAACUGGUUAUAGAGGAAGAAAUCGAGGGUUUAGAGGUAGAGGUAAUUUUAGGGUUGGAAAACCGAGACGUAAUAGAUACUAA
Messenger RNA from Lodderomyces pseudojiufengensis, 1056 nucleotides. RefSeq lists its product as uncharacterized. Bases 1 to 1056 code for a protein of 351 amino acids. Lineage: Eukaryota; Fungi; Ascomycota; Pichiomycetes; Serinales; Debaryomycetaceae. The record is from RefSeq and is a predicted model, not a curated record. The transcript has a single exon.